Messenger RNA from Closterium sp. NIES-67, 1426 nucleotides. The record is from the annotation of a GenBank genome assembly. Lineage: Eukaryota; Viridiplantae; Streptophyta; Zygnematophyceae; Desmidiales; Closteriaceae.
UAGCCAUCUACUGUAAUACACAUACUCCGCGACGAGUGCGUGUCUAUAUGUAGUGUCUCUCCUCAAGAACAGUCCUUUGGUGCCUCGACAGCAACGCCGCUUAGAGUAUCUAAUUUGAGUCCCUGAUUUCCAUUCGGUUCGUUCAAUACCUGAUCGUCGCCUCUCUCGGCUUCUAAGACUCAUUUGCCUCGCCGUCGUCUGCUGCUGUUUCUCUGUUUUCUAGACAAGCCUUGAGAGACAAUUGGGACUUGAAUCUAUAAGGCUGCUGAUUUUUUUGUUUUAUUGACACGCCUUGAGAGUUAGGGCCCUGGAAGAUUAGCCUUAUCGAGUAGAGCUAAAGCACGCCGUCAGUGUCGUCGUCAUCUGCGGCUUCGUCGCUGUUUUACACAUAAGCGAAUUGAUACAAGACGUUUAUUGAUAUUUUCCGACGAACCGAGUCUCGCACUAUCGUCACCCAGCGUCACCCAGCGUCACCCAGCGUCACCCAGCUGCUGCUGCUGGUGUCGGUUCGAGCAGCAAUUCAGCCUGAAGACCAGCGCGGCCAGCAGGAUUUCAGUUGUUUGCAGCUGCCAGCCAUGGCAGCGUGGCAGACGCGGCUGAAAUAUACGCUUCAGAAGAGCUUCAUGUACAGCUACGUCCUCGUGCGCACACACCUAGAGCAGCACCCAGGGCAACUCCCACCCAUCCCCAAGCUAGUGCGAGCACUCAACCGGGUCCUGGAGCACGAGUCUUCGUACGUUACAGCCCUUUUGCCAUCAGCGCUAGGAGGCGAGUCCAUGAGGCCGACUAUAAGGGGGACGAAGGACGAGUGGGUGCUCUACCGGUAUCUGCUCCCGCCCCUUUGGCAUACGAUCUCUGUUGGUGAUGUUGUGGCGAUGAGAUGCAACCUCGCAAAUGUCUCUACCGCGAAUCCCGAAGAAGAAGAAGCACCUCCCGAAGCAAAGGCAGCACCCAAUCAGCUCCCCUUCGUUUUCCGGCGAGUGGCAGCCGUCGCUGGAGACGAGAUGGUGUCAUCUCAGCCGUCGGAUGAGCCACUUCGGAUAGAGAAGGAUCACUUUUGGCUGCUUGCCGACAACCCUGCUGUUCCUGCAAAGGAGGCUCUUGACAGCCGCACCAUUGGCCCCGUGCACAUAAAGGAUAUAGCGGGAAGGGCACUGUAUGUGAUGCGCUCUGCAGUGGAUCAUGAGCCCAUACAGAACAGUGAUCAAGCCACCAUAGAUGAUGCACCUACCAUGGCAAUGGAGUGUCAUAUAGAGCAGCUACUGGAGAGAAUAAAGGAAGAACAAUUAGGUUAAUGAAUGAUGUGCUCGUUUUUCUUUACCGACCUAUUGAUGGAGAUGUUAGACAAUUUUCUAGAAGGAAACUCAUCGUUCAUGCUUUGGUAUUGUCCACAUGGCUUCCUCACACACAGUUUGCCGGAGUUAUC